UUCAAUUAUUCGUUUCUGUUAUUCUUUAUUUAAUUCAAUUCAAGACAAAGGGAAUAAAUUACUGCAAGAAGCAAGUGAAAAGCAAAAAAUUUUUUACCAAUACCAAAUUAUUGUUUGUAUUUGUUUUAGUAAUAAAAUAUUAAUUGUAUAUUAUUCAACUUUGCGUUUGCUAAAAUAUCUAUAAAUAUAUAAACAUUGUCAAUAAACAUCGAAACAAAAAUCUAGUCAUCAUCAAAAACGUAUAAAUUUAAUCAUGGUGUGUGUGCCUUGUUUUAUCGUUCCACUUCUAUUGUAUUUGUGGCACAAAUUUAUUCAACCGUAUGUUCUGCGCUUUUGGAAUCCAUGGGCUGUUAAAGAUGCUGACGGAAAUGAGACAACUGAAUUUCCAUUCAAGUGUGAAGGUGGAGUGUGCGCUUUUGCACCUCGUAAGACAAAAGAAAAGAACUUAACAGCUGAUACACAAGAAGCAUCGAGUGAGACUAAGUUGAACUCUGAUGAUAGACUAAAAACAGAUUGAUUACCUCAAUAUUCUUCAUGCAAUUGUCAUGUGACAUGCAAUCAAUUAAUUUAUAUUUAAUUUGAAAGUGAAAAUUUCAAUUUUCACAUAAUUUUAGCUACAGUCAAGCAUUUACAUUUGUAUAAUUGAGACUUCAAAAUAACAAAUGCAUGCAAUGCAAUGAUAUUUAUUUUUAUUGAAUAGAAUAUGUACAGCAGUGCAUGGUUGUGGUCCUCCUACAGUAACACAAGUAUAUCUUUUGAACAACAUGGUUUGGCAGUAGAAAGUAUUAUAUUUUUGUGUAGAUUAUAUAUAUUCAUAAGGUGAUGUUGUUUUAGUUUUACGAUUAUAUA
Messenger RNA from Achroia grisella, 849 nucleotides. Its product is annotated as UPF0729 protein AAEL015238. NCBI's taxonomy places the organism in Eukaryota, Metazoa, Arthropoda, Insecta, Lepidoptera, Pyralidae. The record is from RefSeq and is a predicted model, not a curated record. The coding region runs from base 254 to 517 and encodes 87 amino acids. The transcript has a single exon.